Callithrix jacchus (white-tufted-ear marmoset) is the source of this 1253-nucleotide messenger RNA. Its product is annotated as large ribosomal subunit protein eL39-like. The record is from RefSeq and is a predicted model, not a curated record. Gene Ontology annotation, biological process: translation. NCBI's taxonomy places the organism in Eukaryota, Metazoa, Chordata, Mammalia, Primates, Cebidae. Gene Ontology annotation, molecular function: structural constituent of ribosome. Gene Ontology annotation, cellular component: ribosome; cytosolic large ribosomal subunit.
UUUGGGGGGUCAAGGCAGGUGGGUCACGAGGUCAAGACAUCAAGAUCAUCCUGGCCAACAUGGUGAAACCCCGUCUCUACUAAAAAUACAAAAAUUAGCUGGGUGUGGUGGUACACACCCAUAGUCCUAGCUACUGUGGAGACUGAGGCAGGUGAAUCGCUUGAACCCAGGAGGCAGAGUUUGCAGUGAACCAAAAUCACACGACUGCACUCCAGGUUGGUGACAGAGUGAGACUCUGUCUCAAAAUCAAAACACUUGAUUAGGAUCACAGGUUAUUAUAAGACAGUACCAAAAUGGCAAAGGAUUUUAAAGGCAAAUACAGAAAAGUUACAUAGUUGAAAAAAAACCUUUUAACAUUGAGAAUACUCUAUUUUCUUAAUUAAAAGAUCUAAUAAAAGACAACAUGGGCAAUACAAAAUAACUUCUACAACUAAUUCAUUAUGUUCAUAAACUUUGUUACUGAGUGGCUUUAAUAAAAUUCAGAUAUUCAGAAAAUACCCUCCAACAGGUACAUUCUCAGCCUCUGGAGUAAGUGAUGGAAUUUAAGUAUAAAGCAUUGUUCAGAGGUUAAUGAAACUCUUUCACGGCAUACUCAUCUACUUACCAUUCAGAACUCUGUCAUGUAGCUCAAACAUACUCAUCUACUUGUCAUGAAGAACUCUGUCAUGUAGCUCAAACAUUAGAACUAAAAACGUUAGUUGUUUCAGUUGCAGCACCCUACUUACAAAUAGAAAUUUUUCCCUCCUGAGAGACAUAAGCGUAUCAUGUGGUGAGCAUAUAUGCUCUUUUUUGGCUAGGCAGUAUAUAUUUUCCUUUCUUUUAAUUAGUGCUAUUAAUAAUUUGAACUUCUCCCCCGCUUCCUUUCUCUUCCAUCGUGGUGUGUGCUUGACUCCGCUUCUCGCCAUGACUUCUCACAAGACUUUCAGGAUUAAGCAAUUCCUGGCCAAGAAACAAAAGCAAAAUCGUCCCAGUCCCCAGUGGAUUUGGAUGAAAACUGGUAGUAAAAUCAGGUACAACUCCAAAAGGAGACAUUGGAGAAGAACUAAGCUGGGCCUAGAAGGAAUUGCACAUGAGGUGGCACACAUAUUUAUGCGGUCUGAAGGUCACAAUCACAUUACUAUAUCAAGCUGAAAAUGUUCCCACUAUCUGGAGAGUUGGACAUGUUUUACUGGGAAUAUAUUUUUUCUCUCUGAAUCUGUUAUGAACGCAUUUGUUGGCUUGGGUCAGUAAUAAAUAUGUGAGACCUUUCAUUU